Messenger RNA from Triticum turgidum subsp. durum (durum wheat), 1038 nucleotides. The record is from the annotation of a GenBank genome assembly. NCBI's taxonomy places the organism in Eukaryota, Viridiplantae, Streptophyta, Magnoliopsida, Poales, Poaceae.
AUGCAGAUCCGGGAUGGCCUGCGGCGGCAAGCGCCAUCGGUCACUGGGGCGAUGCGGUCGCCGAUGUCGGCGAUGAUGCUCGCCAUGUUCGCCACCAUGGCAUCCUUCUACGUCGCUGGCCGAUUGUGGCAGGAUGCACAGAAUCGGGUUUACAUGAUAAAAGAGCUCGACAGGCGAACCGGCCAGGGGCGAUCGGCAAUAUCAGUGGACGAUACUUUGAAGGUUGUUUCAUGCAGGCAGCAAGGCAAGCGGUUGGCAUCACUUGAGAUGGAGUUGGCUGCAGCAAAGCAUGAAGGAUUUGUUGGCAAAUAUACCUCUGAGACAAAUGCGACUCAUUCUAAGAAGAAGCCUCUGGUUGUUAUUGGGAUAAUGACAAGCUUUGGUAGAAAAAAUUACCGUGAAGCUGUCAGGAAAUCAUGGCUUCCGACAGGUUCACUGCUGAAGAAACUAGAAGAUGAGAAAGGCAUUGUAGUACGUUUCAUAGUUGGAAGAAGUGCAAAUCGAGGAGAUCGUUUUGACAGGGAAAUCGAUGACGAGAAUAGAAGUACAAAUGAUUUUGUGAUCUUGGAUGAUCAUAUAGAGUCUGAUGAAGAGCUCCCUAAGAAGACAAAACGUUACUUUGCUAAUGCUGCAGAGACAUUUGAUGCUGAAUUUUAUGCUAAGGUCAAUGAUGAUAUAUACAUAAAUGUUGACACUCUGAGUGCAAUGCUUGAAACUCACUGGGACAAGCCUCGUGUCUACAUAGGCUGUAUGAAAUCUGGGGAGGUCUUUUCUGAAGCGACCCAUAAGUGGUAUGAACCGGAUUGGUGGAAAUUUGGUGACGGGAAAUCAUACUUUCGACAUGCUUCUGGUGAAAUGUUUGUCGUAUCAAGGGCCGUGGCUCAGUUCAUUUCUAUAAACAGGUCUGUUCUCCGGACAUAUGCACAUGAUGAUGUUAGUGUUGGAUCGUGGAUGAUUGGGCUUGCUGUAAAGCAUGUAAAUGAAGCAAAGCUAUGUUGUUCAUCAUGGCCCUCAGGAGCCAUGUGUUCAGCUCUUUGA